Molecule: messenger RNA, 2174 nt
Organism: Orbicella faveolata
Lineage: Eukaryota; Metazoa; Cnidaria; Anthozoa; Scleractinia; Merulinidae
Product: galanin receptor 2a-like
Biological process (GO): G protein-coupled receptor signaling pathway
Cellular component (GO): membrane
Molecular function (GO): G protein-coupled receptor activity
Source: RefSeq, a predicted model, not a curated record
GCACAUUAACGAAACCGUUUCAGAUUGGUGGGAUUGCGGCUUUCGCUUAACGCGAGCUGAGAAACUUCGCAGUAAUCGGCGGUUUUGGCUAAAUGUCAUUACGGUCAGUGCAAUUGAUGUAGCUUUGAGGGAAGUAUUUGUUUUGUGUAAUUUGCACCGAGUGUGCAUGUAGUGUUUUUAGUGUAGAGCAGCUGUAAUAUUGAAAGUAUCUCGAUUUUAUACCCCACAUCACAAAAAGAAAAGAGAGCUCUGGACGAUGAAAACUCCUACACUAGGUCAUAACGGCAAUGGGAUUUCACGUUUUAUCAAACGGCUGUCGAAUAGAUUUUAUUUUUUAGUCGUAGGAAUCGAAAACUGGCUUACCUUUGUCUCAUCAUUGCCUCAGUUCCAUGCUUGUAAUCACGGUACAAUACUGAAAAGUGAGUAAAUUACAGAAGUGUGUAAUAUUGUCUACAGCAACAAUUCAAGCAAACUGCAAACUAAUACCGUGUUCACACCGGGUCAAAAGUGUCUAGCCGUCCAUUACGAUUAUGCGACUGAGUAUAAUUAAAACUUACGUUUCUGACCAAUGUUUAAUUCCAAACUAUUUUCUCCAAUAGGACAGCGUAACACUGACUAUGCAACUGUGAAUCAACAUGGUGUCUAAUGUUAUUAUCUCCCUGUGUUCGGUCAUGGUUGCUAUUAAUUUGAUUGGUAACUCGCUCGUCUGUCUUGUGGUACUGAAAGAUAAAGCUAUGAGAACUUCCAUGAAUUUCUUACUGGUAAAUUUGGCAGUAUCCGACAUGAUUGUCGGUAUCUUCUCCACAUUCAGGUUUCUUGAUGACCCUUUCAAAAAUUACCAAGGCACAACAGGCGCUGACGUUAUCUGUAGUAUGUUAACUGGAGGAAGUUUUAUAUGGACGGGGAUAUUGGCCUCUAUGUUAUUCCUCGUGCUGAUUGCUGUAGAGAGACACUGCGCUGUAUUGCACCCGUUGCAACACAAGACUGGACUAGUAACUAAAAAACUGAAUGUUAUAAUUGCAGUUUGUUGGACUUACGCCAUUUUAUGGAAUAUUCCCUCGUUUUCCUUUCGGCGCUAUAAUGAGGAAACUGGGGGCUGCUUUCUACCCUGGCCCAUUCCCUACCUCGGUCAGGCUAGAGCUGUUUACUGGGUCUUCACCACCGCUGUAGUUCCUGUGAUUAUUAUGGGCUAUCUCUACACUCAGAUCAUCCGUAAACUAUGGAGUACAGAGCAACCGGCAUCUGUUUCGUAUGGAAAAGCAAGAAGAAAAGUAACCCGGAUGACACUAAUCAUUAGCAUGAUCUACAUCUUAACAUGGAUUCCAAACAGCGUCAUAUUUCUUCUGCUCCAAUUCAGCUCUUACGUGACCCCGGAUUCUACAGCGGAUCAGCUGGGAAUUCUGCUUGUGACUUUUAACUCGUGCAUCAAUCCUAUAGUAUACAGCUUACACAGCACUCCAUUUAGUAAGAGCUUAAAGAACAUAAUCUGGUCCUGUAAACCACGGUGUAAAAUGAACAUUAUUAGGCCAACACCGCCCGAUACACAACCACGUGUAGAAGAUGAUGUAGACGUCACAUCAUAUAGGAAUGAAGCCUUUGUAGAAAACAGAAUUGAAAGCAGACUGUCAGAAAGGAGUCAACAAAGCAUUCGGACAGAAUAACCAUUGAAAUUUAUUUCCAUAGAUAUAGUGGUGAGGGAAAUGUCCAUCAUGCUAAUGCGAAGUGACAACCAAGUCAAAGUUCGGUCAUUUUCUACCAGUUAACCACCGAUUAGCGCAAUACCGUUUUUAAACAUUCUCUCUCAGCUAGAGAUUGCAGAUUUGACAUGCUAUGUUUGAUUCCUUGGGUUGAUUCCUACAUACUUACUUACUUACUUUUGAAGCCUCUACGAGUCUGUGUGCUUGCUGAGAGCAAAAAAAUUCUAUGUCAUUACAACGCUCAACAAUUCUUGGUAUUUUCAGUACUUCUUAUAAAUUAUUUAAAAAUUUGGACUCAGUUAGUUCGGCACUAUGAACCUUUACUAGUGUAUUAUUAUCCACGUCCAGCCAGUUUGUUGCUAAAAGAGUUCAAGUAUUGCACGAUUAGACCAUGCUUGUACGAUAACUGAAAACCCACUGCCAUUUUUUUUUCUAUUGUUAGAGGAUUUGUUUUUGCAGUGGGUGUUUUCAAAAGUU